This is a messenger RNA of Benincasa hispida (wax gourd), 1364 nucleotides long. Lineage: Eukaryota; Viridiplantae; Streptophyta; Magnoliopsida; Cucurbitales; Cucurbitaceae. The record is from RefSeq and is a predicted model, not a curated record.
UAUCUCAAAAUUCAAAUGAUAAAUACUAACCCAAGAAUAAGACAAACCCAGCCACAAGAACAGCCCCACAAAUAAAGAAAAAAUUACAGAGCGAUAAUGGCAAUGGACCCAAAUCACCAUUUCUUCAUCCACUUCCAAAAAUAGAAUAAACAAAUCCUCAACAAAAUUAUGCAGAUUUAUAUUCCUGCAACAAAAGUUAUGGCGCACAGCAGCACAACCAUUGAAGAACAAUAAGCAAACAUUACCGAUCACCAUGUUCCGCGGCAGAAGCAUGGGAGGUGGACCUGCCGGAAACAUCAUCAGAACCGCCGGUAGAGCCGUCGCCAGAGCCGCCAGUACCCCCACCAACCGACCUUCCUCUCCAACUUCCACUUCCAGAGCCACACGCCGCCACGGCGGCUCCGCCAAUUUCCAUGGUCUGUCGUCGACUUCUUCCCUUAGCCAAUGUCCUGUUUCCGCCACUAACGGCGUUGCCAGCGGCUGGCAUAUCUGUAAUCCGUACUGCGAUGAGUUCGAGUGGAUUACUGAAGACGGAAUUGAGAGCGAAAAUGUGGCUAGGGUUUCUGAGGACUCAAUCGGAUGGUCCAUUCCGACGUUGGAUGAGGUUCAUGGCGCCGUCUCUGCGAUUCACCGUGUUUUUGGACAGGAGAACGAUGAAGCGGGUCGGGUGGGGAAGUAUACGGGUUUGGUGAACCGGGUUUCGCCGGUCGGGUCGGAGGUGGAUUGGGUUGAGCCGUGUUUGGACGUGCAAUUUUGUGGGCGUGGAGUUGAAAGGGUUUAUGAUGCUUUUCAUUUAUUGCAGACUGACCCUUCAGUUCAGAGAAUGGUUAUGUCGGUAUCAACGGAUAAAGCAGUUUGGGAUGCAAUAAUGAACAAUGAAGCAGUGCAACAUUUGAGGAACUCAUUCCAUGAAGCAAUAGACGAUGCUCCCCAGAAUUCCGAGGAAAGCCCUCCUGAUGAACCCUCCAACGACGAAUCAACGAAUGUCGUCCGAUGGAUUUUCGACAACACGAAGACGAGAGUGAUGGAAGUAAUCGAGAGAAUCACAGAGCUGAUGAACCAUUUGUUUCAGAAUGGAAAUGGAAAUGAUGAUAAGAAAAGGGGAGGAGAAGGAAGAAAUCUGUUAGAGGAAAAGCUAAGAACUUCAUUCUUAAUCUCCAUUGUCGUGCUGCUUGUUGUGAUGGUGAGUCGAGCCCACAAGGCUUCUUCUUCUCAAUCAAUUUGACGACAUCAAAACUUUGUUCAACUGAUCCAAUCUGUUCUCUUUAUGCUGUUUUUUAAGUUAUGAGAUAUUGGAUUUUGGUACUCGAAAGUUUCUUUAAUUUAGUUAUGAAAAAUUUUAGUUCAUAUCUUUGUUUUUGCAA